This is a messenger RNA of Oryctolagus cuniculus (rabbit), 2667 nucleotides long. Lineage: Eukaryota; Metazoa; Chordata; Mammalia; Lagomorpha; Leporidae. The record is from RefSeq and is a predicted model, not a curated record.
GAACAUCCUGGGCCUCAUCAACGAGUUCGACCUCCCAGAGCAGAGCAUCUCCAGGGCCAGCUACGAGGCCGUCCUCGCGCAGCUCAACGCCACACAGCCGGAGAGGCUGGCCCGGCUGCCCCUGAGAGUCUGCCGCCUGGAGGACUUCCUGGACAAGAGCGCCUCGGGCCCCGGCCUGGCCUUCAUCGUCUUCACGGAGGCCGUGCUGCACAUGCCGGGGGCGCCCGUGUGGGCCGUGCUCUUCUUCGGGAUGCUUUUCACCCUGGGGCUCUCGUCCAUGUUCGGCAACAUGGAGGGGAUCAUCACGCCACUCCUGGACAUGGGGGUCGUCCCCACAGGGUUCCCCAAGGAGGCCCUCACGGGGCUGGCCUGCCUGGCCUGCCUGCUCUCGGCCACCUGCUUCACGCUGCAGUCCGGAAGCUACUGGCUGGAGAUCUUCGACAGCUACGCGGCCUCCCUCAACCUCAUCAUCUUCGCCUUCUUCGAGGUGGUGGGGGUCAUCUACGUCUACGGCCUGCGGCGGUUCUGUGACGACAUCGCGUGGAUGACGGGGCGGCGGCCAGGCCUCUACUGGCGGGCGGCGUGGCUCGUGGCCAGCCCCCUGCUCCUCCUGAGCGUCUUCCUGGCCUACCUCGUCCUGCUGGCCCAGAGGCCGCCGAGCUACCGGGCCUGGAACCCCCAGCACGAGCAGUUCCCCUCCAGGCAGGAGAAACUCUACCCCGGCUGGGUGCAGGCCACCUGCGUGCUCCUGUCCCUGCUGCCCGCUCUGUGGGUCCCGGGCGUCGCACUGGCCCGGCUGGUGGCCAGGUGCAGGAGGCACAGCAGGACACGUGGCGGGACAGGAGCCUGAGGCCGCAGGACAGCAGGGCCCGCUGGGGGCAGGGAUGGCCGUGGGUGACCUCAUCACGCCCUCCCGCCGACUCUGCAGGACCCUUGGCUCCCCACGUCUCGGGCCUGCUCUCUCCGGGCGUCACUGCUGACAGCAGCUCUGAGCAGACAGCCAAGGGGACAGGAGCUCGCGGGACCACAGCCGUCUGCCCACCCUCAAAUGGGAGGCAGAGUCCACCCAGGGGUACCCCAGGUCCUGGCUGCCAUGGGAGGCCCUCUGCGUCAGUGCCGCCCACACAGCCCCCACAGGGCACCGCCCACGCAGCUCAGCGAUGGACAAAGGGCAGGCGAAUCCAGCCCCAGGCUGACCGCAAGUCCAGCUCAGGACGGGGGACAGGGGUCAUCUGCACACGCGUGAGGGGGACUCACGGGUGCUGGGAGCCCAGCCAGGGAGGACUCUGGGAGACACCGCCAGUGUCAGUGCCCAUGCUCCAGUGACCUCUCGGCCACUCCCUCACGGUCCCCAGCCGCCCUCCCCGCACCAAGCACCCAGGCAGUCAGCCCCCACCUGCCCACCCCAACCCCGCUUCCUUCUGACCACAGACCCCGGCCUCACACUGCCAGACCAGCACCCACAGAGCCCCCAGCCCUUCCCUGGUGCAGAAACACACGGCUGGCCACGCCCCCGCAGCACCCCAAAAGGCUGUAGCACUAUCGCCCAAGGGGCGUCUGCUGGGAGCAGCUCUCGCCGCCACGGGUGUGACCAAGCCCCGCCUGCAGAGCAGCUGAGAGCCAAACACCCCCUCGGCCCCCGCGCCCCGUGCACGUCCGAGCCCACAGUGGCGGAGGCCGACACUUAGCCCUCCAUCGUGGCAGCCCUCCCCACGCCAUGCUGAGACAGGUGGCAGUGAGCAUGGGGUGUCACACGGGGGAGCCCACGGCAUGAGGGGCGUCCCAGGGCUCAGCCCCGUCCCGCUCACUUGGACGUCACUGCUGACAGCAGCUGAGCAGACAGCCAAGGGGACAGGAGCUCGCGGGACCACAGGCGUCUGCCCACCUCAGCUCUGCCCUGCGGUGCCCCUUCGGCUGGCCCUCCCGGUUCAUGACCUGCCCUCUGCACAGUGGACAGUGCAGGCAGGCCCCCAGCAGGGUGAGCGAAGCCCCCACAGGGCUGGGAAGCGAGGGCAACGCUGUCCCGACACUGCCGCUGUGGCCUGCACAUCCUACCACUGCCCUGAACGGCUCCAGGGCUGCCCUUCCCGUCCACACCUCGCCUGGCCACCCCGUGCCCAGGAGCUUGGCCUGGAGGGGCCCUCGGGGGCUGGCGGUGGUGGUGUCGGAGCCCUGGUUCAGCAGCCAAGCGGGAAGGGGUGGGGCGUGGGGACAGAGACCCAGUGGACACCCAGCCUCCAGAAAACUCAGCCACGGAUGUGUGGACAGAUGGACACUCAUGUGAACGUGGACAUGGCUCGGGGGCUGCAGAGGGCAAUGGCCGACCCGCGUGACACCCCCAUGGGCACGAGCCCUCGAUGUGACACCUCUGACUGGCAGGGGCUGGCACAGGAGCAGAUGCUGCCCUCAUGUGGCCAGAAGUGGCCAGAACAGAGGAGUCCACAGGGGGCCCCUCCCUCCUGGGUGCCGUGUCCAUGGGCAACAGCCCCCAAGGGCAGACAGGGCCACCGCCACAAGGUCAGCCGAUGGGGGACUACAGUUAGCAUGACCAGCAGGGGGCGCUGGGGAGCAGGGCGCAGCAUCUUGGUUUUGGGGGCGCUAUCCCUCAGUCACAACAGCCCCCACUGGUGACACCAGUGAGCCCCCCUGGGGGUUCCGCCCCCACCC